GAAAAGUUAACACACCUCUAGGAACCAACCCACACCAUGCACAGUAAGCAGGGACACUGUCUAUAAAACAAGGAGUGCUCAUUCUUUUCCUCUCAUAUGCUGACCAAACAUGUAUAUACCUAAUAUAUUUCAUCUGUGUUUUCUGCUCUGUACACAAACAGGCUUUGCAUGUAAGCUGCUGGCUAAGUUUGAAAUGCAAAGCAUGUUGAAGGAAGGAGACAUUAUGAUAGGUGGCAUUUUCCCAAUUUAUUCAAAGCAGGAGAAUAUACUUUUUUCAUUUGAUAACAAACCACCAGUGCCAGAAUGUAAAGGAUUUGGCUUACGAGCAUUUCGCUGGACGAGGACCAUGAUGUUGGCAAUAGAUGAAAUAAACCGAGAUGAUCAUUUGCUUCCUAACAUUUCUCUAGGAUAUAUAAUUGUGGACUCUUGUUCCUCUCCUACUAAUGUUUUGAGAGCUGCCCUCACUUUGAUGAGCACAUCAGAGCAAAGGUUCUCUCAAUGUCAUCCACCUCCCAUAUUAGCUCUUAUAGCUGAAUCGGCAUCUACCCAGUCUUUAGUUGUGGCUGGGGCUGUUGGACCAUUCAAAAUACCACUGGUGAGUUAUUUUUCAACAUGUGCAUGUUUGAGUGAUAAAACAAAAUAUCCUACAUUUUUCCGAACAAUACCAAGUGACUACUACCAAGCAAAGGCUUUGGCUUUCCUUGUCAGACAAUAUGGAUGGACAUGGAUUGGAGUUAUCCAGUCUGACAAUGAUUAUGGACGAAAUGGGAUAUCAGCAUUCACAAAAGAAGUGGAGGCUCAUGGGGUUUGUAUUGCAUUUGUUGGCACAGUUUUGCGUACAUAUCCCCAAAGUAAAAUCCUUGAAGCUGUUGAACUGAUAAAGCAAUCAACUGUAAAAGUGAUUCUUGCAUUUGUGCCAGAGAGAGAUAUCUAUCCUUUAAUGAAAGAAGUGGUAAAACAAAAUAUUACAGGAAUACAGUGGAUCGGAAGUGAAGCCUGGGUAACUGCAGACAGUCUUUCCACACCAGAAAUGUUCAAAUAUUUUGGAGGAACAAUAGGAUUUGUGGUCCGAAAGAUGGCCAUGCCCAAACUGGCACCAGUUCUCAAAGAUAUCAGCCCUUAUAAUGAUUCAGAAUCCGGUUUUGUCAGUGAUUUCUGGGAAACAUUGGUGGGCUGUAGGCCUCCAUCUUCAAUAAAUUAUUUACAUAAUAGCACAAAAGUAUGCUCAGGAACAGAAAAAGUUGAUUACACAAACAAAUUUUUUGAUGUCACACAACUUCGAGUGGCAUAUAACGUCUAUCAAGGAGUUUAUGCAAUUGCACAUGCUCUACACCAAGGAAUGUUUUGUGAAAAGCCUGAAAGCAAUGUCUCAGGACUAUGUCUUAAUGCUUCUCAGAUAACCCCUAAACUAGUGAGUUUCAUCUGUAUUGAAGCAUUAACUGGGCUCAUAAUUGAAAACUUUUCAUUAACUAUGUUGUACUUCUUGUUCAUAAGGUAA
This is a messenger RNA of Pangasianodon hypophthalmus (striped catfish), 1498 nucleotides long. RefSeq names its product vomeronasal type-2 receptor 1-like. The record is from RefSeq and is a predicted model, not a curated record. Gene Ontology annotation, cellular component: membrane. Gene Ontology annotation, biological process: G protein-coupled receptor signaling pathway. The coding region runs from base 110 to 1498 and encodes 462 amino acids. Gene Ontology annotation, molecular function: G protein-coupled receptor activity. The transcript is spliced from 3 exons. NCBI's taxonomy places the organism in Eukaryota, Metazoa, Chordata, Actinopteri, Siluriformes, Pangasiidae.